This is a messenger RNA of Colletotrichum paranaense, 1146 nucleotides long. RefSeq lists its product as uncharacterized. The coding region runs from base 1 to 1146 and encodes 381 amino acids. The transcript has a single exon. NCBI's taxonomy places the organism in Eukaryota, Fungi, Ascomycota, Sordariomycetes, Glomerellales, Glomerellaceae. The record is from RefSeq and is a predicted model, not a curated record.
AUGGCUUCAUCCUCGCGCGAAGAGAUAGCUGCCAGACGUCUCGUCGAGGAUGGAGACCUUCUGUUCGACCAUAAGGAGAUUUACUCUCCAGGCCGGCGACUCCUUCUCCGAUCACAUAAACCGCUUCCUCCCUACGGCCAAAAUUUGUACCCGCUUCCGGCAGGCUGGUCUUCUUCUCGCGACAUAAUAGAAACCGACGAAGAGAGGACUUUUUCACUCAGACAGCUGGUCUUUCACCCAAACAAUGCGCCCAAGACCAUCGACGAGAACAACCAACAUGAUCCUACUACUCUAAUUAACCUCGAGAUCAUUCGGAUGAUUGGCGGCAGCCCGGGUGCGGAAUACCAUCCCGGCCCCCAAAAAGUCCUUUGCAAAGUUGUCGCACCGCCAUCGACCGCGCCGAAUGAGCGAGAGCAUGAGAUUCCGUCUGAAGGACAAUUGCUCUUCCUGAAGAUUUUCGAUCCCUUGUUCUGGCACAAUGACACUGAUUACACUGGGCGCGUCACCAAAGUCACAAUUCAGGCCGACUCGGCAUUCAGUGACGAAUUCGGUGCCUAUUGCCGCCUCGUCGAAAAGGGGCUCACUGGCUUCCCCCAUAUCGCUCCUCAAUUCUACGGAGGAUGGACCACGGCGGUGAAGUCGAUCGACCCAUCGUUCACCAACCGAACCCGAGAUGUUGCGGUGCUCGCAACCGAGUUUAUCGAUGGCAUUUACCUCAAACGACUCUUUACACCCGCUGGCCCCAAGUUUGAGGUGGUGGAGCUUCACAAGGACGUUGAGCCAUCUAGCACUUUUGCUACCCACCAAGACGCAAGAAUGAAGAUCAUGGAGCAGCUCGUGGCCGGCACAAUCUCACAAGAGUACAUCGGGGUGGACCAUUGCGAAGUCUUUCCAGAGAACGUCAUCAUCUCCAUGAGGAACAAGGGUGACUCGCUGGAGGAACCUCGGGCCGUUCUCGUUGGAUACGGACGCGCACUCGUCGACCAUCUGCGGACAAGACCAGUCAAGAUGUGGGAGAACUAUGCGUUGAAGCCCCAUCCAAUUCUUCGAUGCGGCUGGCCUAGAUGGAAGUUUUUUGCCGGAUGGAUUCCUGCCGCUUGGGCAAGCCCCCCAGGAAAGAAAGACCAUGUGCCAUUGUUCAACUAA